Molecule: messenger RNA, 1435 nt
Organism: Dicrocoelium dendriticum
Lineage: Eukaryota; Metazoa; Platyhelminthes; Trematoda; Plagiorchiida; Dicrocoeliidae
Source: the annotation of a GenBank genome assembly
UGGUGGUGAAACGUUUGUGACAGAACCGCCAAGCUCGGAGAACAAAUGAACAAUUUACAGUAAUAGGCUCUCGAAUUACUAAGCGCGUGCCAGCUGGAGUAGAUCAAUAGAUCAUAGGAGUGUGCCGCUAAUCGUGCCAUGUUGAACUACGGUCUCAUCGCCAUUGUUAUUUCCAAAGUGAACCGGGGACCACUGUUUGAGAUGGGCACAUUCUGUAUAACGUGCUAUUUGAAGAUUUCACGAAUGGCUUAACAGCCAUCAAUUUUAACUAAACAGGGCCUCCGUCAUAGAGAAAAAGCUACGACACCUCGUCCAUCAAGGCAUCAGCAGUACGCCGUGCAAUCACCUCUGAUCGCACGUGGGCUAAGGAUACUGCGAGGGUCGCCCUGUCCGGCAGGCUCGAGCACGUGCCGUCAGACUACAACAUCAACUCGUCACCUUUAGGCUACCGGCCGGCACUUCGUCCAUCGAACCAUGGAAACCCAAGCAGUCCCGUGACUUUUGUGAUGAUUAAUACCAAGUAAGCUUGCUUACUCGUAGAUGACAGCUUGUAUUUCACUGAUUCCCGAAUGUCCACGAGGAAACUGGUGACAGACCAAUGAAUACCGGCGACAUGAUGCGUUUACGAAUCUACCGCUGCCAACCACCCUGGCGGCAGAAACUCUUGAGUCGUUCUGACCAUCGUGUCAGAAGCCAGCUGUGGCUUCUUCAGAAUCGUGUCACAGACAAUCCCGUGUUGGAUAUGGGCAGUGGUAACUGAGUUUAUGACAUUCAGAUCUUUCAAUGUAUGUCGCAGCGAUCAUCCUGGUGUCGUGAACUUUGCGAUUCUUUUUAGCAGAAUUAAAGAUAUUAACUGGACUCCUUCUAAAGUGAUCGACGUUUUGGGUAAAGAAAUCAACAGCCCGGAAUCCAUAUACUACUGGUGCCACGUAAAUAAGAUCCCAGUCUUCUGUCCGGCUCUGACCGACGGUUCCCUGGGGGACAUUUUAUUCAGCCACGCCUAUCGAUCUCCUGGUUUGCGAAUCGAUGUUGUUGAAGAUAUUUGUCGUAUCAACCGGAUCGCGAUCUACUCAGAGUGCUCCGGCGUUAUCAUCUUAGGUGGUGGCAUAGUGAAGCACCACACGCUAAAUGCGAACUUGAUGCGCAACGGAGCCGAAUAUUGCGUGCUAAUCAACACAGGUCAAGAAUAUGAUGGAAGCGACUCCGGUGCUCGUCCAGAUGAGGCCAUUAGCUGGGGCAAACUGAGGUGCGCCUUGGAUCCUGUCAAGGUGACUGCUGAUGCCUCUAUUGUGUUCCCCCUUCUGGUUGCAUGUACAUUUGCAAAGCGUCAAUCCUCAAAAACAGCUUCCACUGCUGUCAUAUCUUCCUGAUAUGUCACUUUUACAAUGUGUAUGAUACCACUUGUAUAUUAGUGUUUAUUCCAAUUCAUUCGACA